GUCGCGACGCCUUCCGCGCACGUGAUUAAUCAAGGCAUGUCUGACAGUGACACCAUGUCGGAAUCGAGUGCUCCCUCUUCGCCUUCCUCCAAUUCUCCAAAACGCGAAGGCCCGAAAUACAAUGGCAGUCUCCCUCAUGACGCGAUUGAGGGCGUUAAACAUCUUGGCCAGGUUCCGUGUGCACGCAACAGUUUAUUGACAGGUUUAGCCAGCGGUGCUGGUAUGGCUUUCAUUAGAGGCGUUUCUGUUGCACCAAUUACAGCAGGCCAUUGGUUCGCAGCAACCUUCGUUGUGGUGUCCUUGGGAUCUUGGCAUCUUUGUCAAGCACAAAUCGCUGAAGAACGAAAGAAAGUCCAACAAAUCAUCGAAAGUUCACCAAAGCGUAUAUUGAAAACAAACGACGAUGGACCUGGAAAGUGA
Marasmius oreades (fairy-ring Marasmius) is the source of this 420-nucleotide messenger RNA. RefSeq lists its product as uncharacterized. Gene Ontology annotation, biological process: mitochondrial respiratory chain complex IV assembly. The record is from RefSeq and is a predicted model, not a curated record. The coding region runs from base 37 to 420 and encodes 127 amino acids. The transcript is spliced from 4 exons. NCBI's taxonomy places the organism in Eukaryota, Fungi, Basidiomycota, Agaricomycetes, Agaricales, Marasmiaceae. Gene Ontology annotation, cellular component: mitochondrial inner membrane; mitochondrion.